AUGAAAACCAAAGACGGUACUGCAGCUGUUGUGGAAGUGCAACGUACCGAGAAGCUAAAGAGACGAGCCACCUCAAAAGGAAGGACGGUGGCUGAAUCGGCUAUGAUCAGAGCGUUCAACGCUCAGUUCGCCGAGUAUAGCUCUGAGCUAAAGAAAGGUCUUCCGGUCACCGAGUAUACUAGUGUUCAUCUCCGAGACAAGUACUGGCCAGUUUCUGCAUUUGAUGGAGCCAAUGAUAUUGUGCAUGAACAAGCAGUUCUUGAUUUUUGUAAUAGAGAAGGCGUGAAGUUUGGUUUGUACAAGUAUGUGGAAGGAUUGAUUGAGCGUAAGAUGAUGAGUUUUGCUGUACGCGAAGCGGAUAAUCUUCGGGCUGUUCUUAAGGAAAUGGAAUGUUUUGAAGUUCCGGUCUCGUCUAAGGAUGGAAAUUGUCGUGUUGGUGAGAAGAGGAAAGAUGUUUGCUCGCUGCUUGGUCAUGGUGGAGGAACAUCGUCUAAGAGGAAGAUUUAAAACGUCGACUCUUACUCGUAAGAAGUAGAUCUGACUUUGAGUCUAGAGUUGGAGAAUGGUUUUACUACAUCAGAUCAUGAAUGGGUUUUAUUUUUUGUCUAUCAAGAGUCUCUUUG
Molecule: messenger RNA, 623 nt
Organism: Eutrema salsugineum
Lineage: Eukaryota; Viridiplantae; Streptophyta; Magnoliopsida; Brassicales; Brassicaceae
Exons: 1
Coding region: 1-507 (168 amino acids)
Source: RefSeq, a predicted model, not a curated record